This is a messenger RNA of Halteromyces radiatus, 1023 nucleotides long. RefSeq lists its product as uncharacterized. The record is from RefSeq and is a predicted model, not a curated record. Lineage: Eukaryota; Fungi; Mucoromycota; Mucoromycetes; Mucorales; Cunninghamellaceae. The coding region runs from base 84 to 878 and encodes 264 amino acids. The transcript has 4 exons.
GUGCUUUUUCUUUUAUUCCCUCUCAUUAUUUUUAUUUAUUAUUAUAUAUAUUUGCAAUAAUUGCGGUUUUUUUUGAAAAAAAAAUGACAAAAGAUCCGUUGGUGGAUGAAGCUAUUUCUAUAUUGGAUGCUGAAGCUACCCGCCGGAUCGAUGAAAUACGCCAAAGUGUAGACUUUAUAUGUAGUUCAUUAAGAGCUCAAGGCAAGAUGACGGUUAGUCAGUUACUCAAGUCAGUUAGAUCAUUAACUAUGGACGAAUACUGCAAUACGUAUCAUGGCAACACACAAUAUUUUUUGGAAGAACAAUCACGGAAACGGAAACGAAUAGAAAUGGUUACCCGUGGCAAAAAACGUGACCUAUUUGACAUGUCUGAUAUCGGUAACUCAACCCCAUUAUCAUCACCAUCAUCAUCCAAAAAGAAAUCCCUAGGAACCAAAGGAAAGACCGAUACCAAUAUCAGAUCAACAAUUUCAAAUCAAAAUGAUACGACAACUGUAACAACAAGAACGGUAUCAUCAUCAGGGAAAUCAGCAUGUCAUACAAUAGGAAUAUCGCAAGAAAAUGAUAAAAAUCUAAACGACAAACCUGAUAUGGAUAUUGUGAAGGAUGAAAAGAAGGGGGAUAAACAAGAAGAGGAGGAGGAGGAGGUAGCAUUUGGUCCCUUAUUUAUGCAAUUCCUUCGACCCGAUCAUCCAAAAGUGACUUUUCAACUGGAUCCUCAAGAAGAAUUGAAUCCUACCAAAACGUUUCAACUGCAAGUACCAUUUGAAUUUGUGGAUCAAUUUGGAAAUGGACAUCGCCGACGAAUUGCUGCUCAAAUAGAACAUAUUCAAAACGAAUUGGAAACAUUCAAGCAACAAUUAUUACAUGGAACAUGAAAAAAAGGAGCUUUGUAUUAGUAUAGUGUUUUAUAUUUGAUCAUUAUUUUCAUAUCAUUAUUAUUAUUAUCAUCAUCAUCAUCUCACUUAAUUAUUUGUAUUUAGUUGAAUAAUAAAACAUAUUUGUCAUUUAACUUGAAUUUAA